This is a messenger RNA of Didymodactylos carnosus, 2820 nucleotides long. NCBI's taxonomy places the organism in Eukaryota, Metazoa, Rotifera, Eurotatoria, Philodinida, Philodinidae. The record is from the annotation of a GenBank genome assembly.
AUGCCUUCAUCAAAAAAUGUACAACGCCGAACAAAAUUAGUUCCGGCUGACAAUCAUCCAAUAGAAAAUAAUGAAUAUUAUGAUGAGUACGUCUAUUAUCCAUAUUAUCCACAAGACACGCCAGGUGGAGGAUAUCAAUAUGUUCAAGAACAACCCAGUUAUGUUAUUGAAUCAGAUGAUUAUUAUACAAACGCUCCACCCACACCUCCAACACCUGACACAGUCAAUUAUCCGACCAUGGAUCAUGCUGGUAGUGCAACGAGUAGUCGUAGCAGUAAUCAAAAUACAUAUAGUCGAACAAAUUUGUCAGCUUACUAUCAUAAAAAUUUGAAUGUUUUCCGAUCAGAACCUCCUGAUGAUUUAACAACACAAAAAGAUCGUGUAAGAGUUAUUGUUAGGGUUCGUCCAAUGAAUACUCGUGAAGUGGACAAAGGUGAUCGAUCAGUACUAACAUGUGACUCAGAAAAUUCAAUUCUGGUUGAUGGUCCACAACAUAGUCGUCGAUUUACAUUUGAUGCCGUCUUUGAUACUUCCUCUACUCAAUAUAUAUGCACAUGUUUUGCAUAUGGUCAAACAGGUUCAGGUAAAACGUUUACCAUGGUGGGUCCAUCAGGAGCUGGCAUCUUUCGAAUGGACGAAAAUUAUCGUAUAAAACAUUUUGGUUUGGUACCAAGAGCAAUCAAUUAUUUAUUUCAAAAAUUACGUGAGAAAACACAUGAAUCAAAUGUUGUAUUUUACAUACGUGUAUCAUACUGUGAAAUCUAUAAUGAACAGAUUCGUGAUUUGAUUAAUCCAUCGCACACUGAGAGUCUUCAAAUUCGAGGUUCAAUCGAAGAUGGAUUUUAUGUUGAAAAUUUAUUUCAAACUUAUAUUGAAACAAUGGACGAAUUACUAACAAUUUUAGAAGAAGGCGAACUAAACAGAGUGACAGCAUCUCAUAAUUUAAACGAUCAUUCAAGUCGAAGUCAUGCAAUGUUAUCAAUACAAAUUGAACAUGAUUUACAAAAUUCAGACGAUCCAAAAGUACAAAUAACAAAACAAGGAAAACUUAUUUUUGUUGAUUUAGCUGGUAGUGAAAAAGUUAAAGUUAGUCAUUCGACAGGACGACAACUGGUUGAAACAAGUAAUAUCAACAAAAGUUUACUUACACUUGGCACGUGCAUAUCAGCGUUAAGUGAUCCCGUUAAACGUAUGGGUCAUGUCCCUUAUAGAGACAGUAAAUUGACACGAUUGCUUUCUGAUAGUCUUGGAGGACAUGGAAUUACAUUGAUGAUUGCUUGCAUUUCGCCUGCAAUAUCAUGUGAAAAUGAAAGUUUAAGUACUUUACGUUAUGCGAACCGAGCGAAAAAUAUUGAAAAUGCACCGAUAAUUAAAACGGAUUCGAAGGAAAAUGUUAUUAAUCGUUUAAAAGCCGAAGUUCGGAAAUUGAAAGAUGAAAAUUUUACUCUACGAAAAAAAUUAGGUUUGCAAGGCACUUCACGUUUACCAAGAUUAAAAACGAGAAACUCGGAUUCUGGUACAUCAGUUCCUUCAUCAGCAAGUAGCGACAUAAACGACGGUCGUCAAGAUCCAAAGCGAUCACGAACGAAUGGAUCAUUAAAAUAUAGAGAAAAUGUUCGAACCGAUCAUGAAAUUUUGACCAGAGAGAAUGAAAAAUUAACGAGAAAACUUGAUCGAGUCUUACGUGGUCAACGCGGUACAGAAGUGGUUGUCGUCGAAAAUGGUCGGGUAAAGGGAAGUCCUCCACCAACUCGACGUAUUAUCAAGACAUACGCUCAGCCUGAUGAAGAAGUGUAUGCAUUAGAAUUGGUUCGUCGUCCAUCAUAUGCCACAAGGUUUCGUACAACGAGAGAUAAAUAUCCGGCAUUAUCGCCUGUAAGAAGAACGGCAACCGUCGUUCGUCGUGUACCAGAGACAUCGAUAGUGGAAGCAUCCGAUUUUUUAAAUGAUGCCGGAUCAAAUCAAAGUUAUGGCGAAGUUAAUCAGUUGGGUGGUGUAUUUGUCAAUGGAAGACCACUACCAACACCUAUACGUUUACGAAUUGUUGAAAUGGCCAAUUUAGGCGUCCGUCCAUGUGAUAUCAGUCGUCAAUUACGCGUUAGUCAUGGAUGUGUCUCUAAAAUUCUAGCACGAUAUCAUGAAACAGGAUCGGUACUACCGGGUGCUAUUGGCGGCAGUAAACCUCGUGUAACAACACCAAGAGUGGUGGCAAAAAUUCGAGAUUACAAAGUAAAAGAUCCUGGCAUGUUUGCUUGGGAAAUUCGAGAAAAACUCUUAUUAGACAAUGUGUGUGACAAAUUUAACGUCCCGUCUGUCUCGUCAAUAUCGCGAAUAUUAAGAAAUAAAAUUGGACCAUUGUCACAACCAGCCGAACUUAAUACGUCCGAUUCCUCUAGUCCAAAUGCUUACAUGUCACCGUGUAAACCAAUUUCACCACACAAUAGCAAUAAUGGUGGAGGAACGGGAGCGAGUUGUCUAAAAAUCGAACCUGUCCCAACGUCAUGGACAUCAUAUGAUGCCGCACAGGCUCGUUAUUUAUAUCCUAUAUGUAACUUGAGUGCAACACCAUCAGCAUCAGCUAUGUGCUCAUACACGCCAUUUCAACAAUUUGGCUCAUUGGAGGCAGCUGUGAAAGGACAAGCAGCUGCAGCUGCCUUCGGGAGUACAUCAAAUUAUGGUUCUGAUUCUGUCAGUAGCGCUUUCUCACAACAUCAGAAUUCACCCUACUCAUUUUUUGGCUUUCAUUCGUAUCAGAAUCAUCAUAAUCCUGUUAACCAUUAUUCGCAAUAUUAUAUGCCAGUGACACAACAAGCAUCGUGA